Molecule: messenger RNA, 2552 nt
Organism: Phyllostomus discolor (pale spear-nosed bat)
Lineage: Eukaryota; Metazoa; Chordata; Mammalia; Chiroptera; Phyllostomidae
Gene: ZNF334
Product: zinc finger protein 334
Exons: 3
Coding region: 1-1989 (662 amino acids)
Biological process (GO): negative regulation of transcription by RNA polymerase II
Molecular function (GO): DNA-binding transcription repressor activity, RNA polymerase II-specific
Source: RefSeq, a predicted model, not a curated record
AUGCAGUGCGCAGUGAAUUUCAUGGAGAACGCUGAAUGCAACACCAGAGCUGACGUGGAGAAAAUAAGAAACGCAGCACUGGAGCAGGGAUCGGUGUUGUUCGAGGACGUGUCCGUGGACUUCACCCAGGAGGAGUGGCGGCUGCUGGACUCUGCCCAGAGGCGCCUGUACAGGGAUGUGAUGCUGGAGAACUACAGGCACCUGGCGUCCCUGGAAGUCCAGAAAGCCAGUAACAGGAAAGAGAGAAGCCAAGAAAAUGAAGAUAAGUAUUCAAGGCAAGCUUCAUUCAGCAACAACAAAACACUGACUAAGGAAAGAAGUAAAACCUCAGGGAUGGCCACAAACCCAAUGCCUUCAAGAAAAAUGUCCCACAGACGUGACUCAUUUGGCACAAGCUUGAAAAGUGUUUCAGAAUUAAUUAUCAGUAACAGAAUCCAUGUGAUAAAAAAGCCUGAUGAUUUCAAGGGAUGUGGAUUCCUUGAUACUGUGCAUGAUAAAACUCACACAGCGAACAAGUCCUGUGAGGAUGAUCAGAAGAAGAAAUCCCACAGUCAGAACGAUGCCUUUGUUCAGCAUCAGAAGAAUUUGGCUUUGGAGCAACUCCUUCAAUACGAUAAUUGUGGGAAAGCCUCUCACAAAAACACAGCCUUUGUUACAUACAAGAGAACUCAGACGGGAGAGAAACCUUCUGAAGGUAAUAAAUACAGAACAGCCUUCAAGCAAAAGUUCAAGUUCAGUGCUUGUCUUAGGACCCUGAGGGAACAGAAGCCACGUGAAUCCAGUAAAAAUGGGAAAUCCUCACGCCUGAAGUCGAAACGUGCACCUCAGAGAACUCACAGAAGGGAGAAACACCCUGAUGAAUAUGAUGAGUCGGGGAAAUCCUGCAAGAAGUCGAACCUUACUGAGCAUCAGAGAAUGCACACAGGAGGGAAACCUGAUGACUCUCAUGAAAACGAGGGAGCCUUGCAGAAGUCAGGCCCCGCUCAGAAUGAGAGGACUCACACAGGAGAGAAAGUCUACCACUGUGAUACACGUGGGAAAUCCUGCCAUGACAAGUCAGGCCUCACUCGACAUCAGGAAGGUCAGACAACGGAAAAACCCAGUGAGUGUAAUGACGGUGAGGAAGCCAUAAAGAAGUCACUCCUCACUCAGACCCAGAGAAUUAACAGAGGAGAGAAAAGCUGCGAAGGUGGUAAGUGUGAGAAAUCCUCCCGCGAGACGUCGAAACUCUGUCAGCACCAGAGAACGCACUUGAGGAGGAGCACCGAUGAGGGCAGCGGGAGUGGGAGGGCCUUAAGUAGCAAGUCAGACCUCGCUCAAGAUCAGAGCGUUCCCAAAAGAAAGAAAACCUAUGACUGUAACCAAUGCGCAAAAGGCUUCCGCAAGAAAACGGACCUCACUCAACAUCAGAGCACGCACACGGGGAAAAAACCCUAUGAGUGUAACGAAUGUGGGAAGUCCUUCUUUGUGAAGUCCAACCUCACGGAGCAUCAGAGAACCCACACAGGAGAAAAGCCAUACGAAUGUAACGAGUGCGGAAAAUCCUUCUGCCAGAAGUCAGCCCUCACGGUGCACCAGAGAACUCACACAGGAGAGAAACCGUAUAAAUGUCAUGAGUGUGGGAAGACCUUCUGUGUGAAAUCGAACCUUACUCAGCAUCAAAGGACCCACACAGGAGAGAAACCCUACAAGUGUAACGAAUGCUCUAGAUCUUUCUGCGUGAAGUCCAACCUUGUUGUACAUCAGAGAACUCAUACGGGAGAGAAACCCUACAAGUGUCCUGAAUGUGGGAAGACGUUCUAUGAAAAGUCGGCACUCACGAAACACCAGAGAAUUCACACGGGGGAAAAGCCCUAUGAGUGUCAUGAAUGUAAAAAGACCUUCAGCCAGAGGUCAGCCCUCACCAAACAUCAAAGGAAAACACACAAGAAGAAAACUCCCAUCAGCACUCUCCAUGGGCAGAAGCCGGCAUCUACAAGUCAAACCUAACAAACAUCAGCAAGUUUGCAGGGCAGAAAUGCUAAUACGUCAGCACGUGUGGGGAGGUGUUUAUCAGCAGGUUCGAGCCAACUGGAAUCAGAGGAUUCAUGUAGGAGUGAAAGCCCGGAAUACUUGGAAUGCUUGAAAGCUUUCAACAAGUAUGCAAAGAUGUUAAGGGGAAAUAUGUCAUUUUAAGGAACAUGAAGUAAACUGUUCUUGUAGAAAUAGCGUUUAACCAGAAGUCAUAUUUUAGAUGUAAAACCAAACUUUUUACAGAGAAGGUAACAGAAAAUACUCAGUUUUUAAUAGAAUGUGAAAUGUGGUCCUUUUGUAAAAGCAUGAGUAAUUUAUUGACACAAUAGCAUGAAUUAUAUGUGAAGACUUUUUGAGGAUUUUGGGCUAUAUAUAUAUACAUAUAUAAGUAUAUAGUACAUGAAUGUGCUAUAUAAUAUGAAUUAUAUGUAUGUUGGAUUUUCACAUUGGAACCCAUACUGUCUCUGAAUCUCAGCAGUACAGUAUACAGUAUGGGUAGAAAGUGGGUUUGCGGUUGUGAGUACGCAAAACACAGAGUU